Molecule: messenger RNA, 2567 nt
Organism: Centrocercus urophasianus (Greater sage-grouse)
Lineage: Eukaryota; Metazoa; Chordata; Aves; Galliformes; Phasianidae
Product: vitamin D3 hydroxylase-associated protein
Exons: 16
Coding region: 596-2362 (588 amino acids)
Biological process (GO): fatty acid catabolic process
Molecular function (GO): amidase activity; fatty acid amide hydrolase activity
Source: RefSeq, a predicted model, not a curated record
ACUCAGAUUCCUGCUUUCAGUACCAUAGGAAGGGUUUGUGCCUCCAGUUCUCGGCUCCACAGAAGUUGCAUUAUGAGGGAGAAAGGCUUUUCCUGUCACGCACCGGCAAUCAAAGGUCAAAACUAAACCUCUGAUAAGCAGGGAGGGAGCUGGACCACUUCCCGGAUGGUAGAGCUGCUUACACCACACUGACAUGGGUGAGCAUAAAGGGGAAAAACUGGUUAGCAACCCCCAUCCCUUAGGUACGCCUGCCUUCCCCACAGCAGAGGUAUAAACAGUACAGCUCACUGUCUUGCACAAACCCAGCAGCAUGCCAGUGUCAAAGCCCUGCUCUGCUGCACAUUCGUGCCUUCCAUUUGCAGAGGGAGCCAGGCCAGGUUUUCAGCGAGGUCUCACGGCUGCUGGCAGGCACCCACACCGCGAUUGGCAGCGGCGGCUGCUCCCAAAAGGCAUCUGUGGGUGUCUGAGAAAGGAACUCCACAAUGCGUUUUGCUGAUGCAACUGCUCACAGAUAAAUCAAAACAAAGCUUUGACGGGAAAAGGAGAGGGUAGGAGACCCAAGUGUUUGUAACUGCACCAGACCAGGAGAAAAAUCAUGAUCCAGGAGCGACUGUGGCAGGUCGUAGACCCCUUGUGGGCUGACCCUCGUGUUCUCUCAGCCUUGUUUUGUGGUUCAGCUUCAGCCAUUGUGCUGCUGAAAUGGCUGGGUCGCAGGCGAAUCCAGCAGAAGAUGGAAGAAGCAAGAAGAACACGGGAUCUGGCUCUGGAGAGAAUGGAGAAGGCAGCUCGCAGGUUUAAGCAAGAGAACCCAGGCACCCAGACUGCACACAUCCUCUCACUGACCAUGGUGGAGCUGGCAGAGAAGCUGAAGGAGGGGUCCCUAUCCCCAGAAAGCGUUCUCUACUCCUAUAUAGGCAAAGCUCUGGAGGUGAAUCAGGAAGUGAACUGUGUAAUAGACUUCAUUCAUGGCUGUGAGGAUCAGCUCCAGAAACUGAAGAAACAGAAGGACAAGGGGCUGCUCUAUGGCAUUCCUGUCAGCAUCAAGGACCACAUUGACUGCAAGGGUCAUGUCUCCACUGGUGGGAUGGUGAAGUUUCUGGGCCAAAUGAAGGAAGAAGACAGCGUCAUCGUCCAGGUUCUGAAGAGCCAGGGGGCAAUCCCCUUCGUGAAAACCAACAUCCCGCAGACAAUGAUAAACUAUGACUGCAGCAAUCUCAUUUUUGGCCAGACGCUGAACCCCCUCAACCACCAGAAGACCCCCGGGGGCUCCUCAGGAGGGGAAGGAGCUCUAAUUGCAGGGGGAGGCUCCCUCCUGGGCAUUGGCUCAGAUGUAGCUGGCAGCAUCCGCCUGCCAUCCAGCUUCUGUGGGCUAUGUGGGCUUAAACCCACAGGCUUCAGGAUCAGCAAAUUGGGUGUGAUUUCUCCUAUCGCAGGAAUGAGCUCAGUGAUAGGGAUGCUGGGGCCAAUAGCAAGGGAUGUGGACAGCCUGGCCCUCUGCAUGAAGGCGCUGCUCUGUGAGGAGAUGUUCCGUCUGGAUCCCACCGUGCCCCCCAUCCCCUUUGAUGAGGAGGUUUACACCAGUUCAAAGCCACUUCGGAUUGGAUAUUAUGAAGAAGAUGGCUACUUCCAACCCUCACCCAGUAUGAAACGGGCCGUCCAGCAGACCAGAAAGCUCCUCCAAGAAGCAGGGCAUACAAUUGUUCCCUUUGCACCACCUAAGAUUGACUACAUGGUAGAUGAACUGUUUACCAGAGGGAUUUUCUCAGAUGGUGCUGCUCACAUGGUGGACUCUUUCAAAGGAGAUAUCGUGGAUCCUAAUCUGAAGUCCCAGUUCAAUACUUACAGGCUUCCUGCUUUGGUGAAGAGGAUCCUGGCUAUCAUUUUGAAGCCUAUUUACCCACGAAUUGCUCGGGAUCUCAGUGCUCUCUGUGGAGUGGGGUCUGCCAAAAACCUCUGGGAUCAGCAUAUAGCUGUGGCGGUUUACCGCACUGAAUUCAUUGCUAAAUGGAGGAAGCAAAAACUGGAUGUGAUUCUUUGUCCUGUACUUGGUCCAGCCUUUAACCAUGGCUACGCUGGGAAGCUAUUUGCUGCAACCUCCUAUACCAACUUGUACAAUGUCUUAAACUUCCCUGCUGGAGUGGUGCCGGUCAGCACAGUCACAAGAGCUGAUGAAGAAGAACUGAAGCAUUACCGAGGGCACUACGAGGAUCCUUGGGAUAAGAGACUGAAAGAGGCUGUGGAAGGAGCCGUGGGACUGCCUGUGGCUGUGCAAUGUGUGGCUUUGCCAUGGCAGGAGGAGCUGUGCCUUCGGUUCAUGAAGGAGGUGGAGAACCUUUCCCGUGGCAUGAGGAGAAAUGCAUGAUUUCUCAGGAUCUGCUUUGCUUAUGUUGACCUUUAAUACCCUGCUCGUCACUCCGUCACCUUUUACUCAGUGUGCAACACAGAUAGCAAUCUGCAGACUCCAAAUUCCAUUUCAGUAAAAUGGCAAUAAAUGCUGCUUGAAAGCAGUUGGAAAAAUCUAUUCCCUGUCCAAACUUCCUCUUUCAUUAAAGUGAGAUAAAACCUGG